Messenger RNA from Mesoplodon densirostris (Blainville's beaked whale), 327 nucleotides. Its product is annotated as NADH dehydrogenase [ubiquinone] 1 alpha subcomplex subunit 1-like. The record is from RefSeq and is a predicted model, not a curated record. The transcript is spliced from 2 exons. Bases 1 to 327 code for a protein of 108 amino acids. Lineage: Eukaryota; Metazoa; Chordata; Mammalia; Artiodactyla; Ziphiidae.
AUGGGACGGCAGCACCUGAGAGGCGAGAGCAAGUCCUCAGGACAGCAGGUCCCAGAGGGGAACAGUGUAAACGACCCCAGCCAGGAAGUGUUUGGCCUUGGUGACGGUGUCACGACGUGGUUCGAGAUUCUCCCCGGGGUUGCCGUCAUGGCCGCAUGCUUGUUCAUCCCGGGAAUGGCCACUGCACGCAUCCACAGGUUCACUAACAGGGGCAAGGAAAAAAGGGUUGCCCAUUAUUCAUAUCUGUGGAACUUGGUGGAAAGAGAUAGGCGCAUCUCUGGAGUUGAUCGUUACUAUGUGCCAAAGGGUUUGGAGAACACUGAUUAA